Pantherophis guttatus is the source of this 5284-nucleotide messenger RNA. It is a transcript of the gene CC2D1A, whose product is annotated as coiled-coil and C2 domain containing 1A. The record is from RefSeq and is a predicted model, not a curated record. NCBI's taxonomy places the organism in Eukaryota, Metazoa, Chordata, Lepidosauria, Squamata, Colubridae. Gene Ontology annotation, molecular function: DNA-binding transcription repressor activity, RNA polymerase II-specific.
GUUCCGCUGCGUCAAGCUUAAAUUUGGAACUCUUUUGAGAAUGCCGCGGCUGCUUGGUCCUUAAUUCACUGUGCCCUUAAGAACUGCAGUGAUAACGCCCAGGGCUUAUUUUAUUUUAUUUUAUUUUUGGACCCCAUUAAGGCGAAAACCCAGCAGCUGCCUUCCUUAAAGAGAAAAAGGAGCUACGACUCCCAAUUAGCAAAAGACAGAAGGUACCGUAAAGGGAGGAAGGGCAUUGCCGUGACAAAAAUCAAGGCAAGGGAGCCGUAAAGCCAAGCGCGGUGUCGCGGGAGGCUUCAGGAGAGAAAGCAGGAAAUCCAUCUGUCUAAUGCUAACUUGCACUUACUGAGGGCAUAGUAAAGGAAAAUGAAGAAGAACAGGAAGCCACCACCUCCACCACCUUCACGGGGAGGCAAGGGGACUGCUGCAGCCAGACAAAUGGGUUUGCUGUUGGAUUUCUCUCCUGAAAACAUGAUGGCUAGCAAUGGAGAGGAUGAUCAAGAACUGGAAGCUGAAUUCCUGGCUAUUGUUGGAGGCCAACCAGAUCCCAACCAGAAGCCAAAUGGAAAAACUCCUUUGCCAAUGGAAGCUAUUGAAAAAAUGGCUGCCCUCUGUAUGAAGGACCUUGAUGAAGACGAUGGGGUAGAAGAGGAAGAUUUAGAAGAUGAUGAUGAACUAAUGGCUGAACUAACAGAAGUACUCGAAGAAGAUGGUAAGGCCCCAGAUGCUGUGGUACCUGCUGCUACUAAGGAACACGGUGCUCCAGCUGCUUCCAACACAUCUGAAUCCAUUUUGCUGGAAAGACUGGCUAUGUACAAGGUUGCUAUUGCUAAUGCAAAACAAGCUGGGGAAAGUUCCAAAAUGCGUCGCUAUGAAAGAGGCCUCAAAACUCUAGAAAACCUAUUGACCUCUGUACGGAAAGGCAAAAAGAUAGAUGAAGAUGAGAUUCCUCCACCAGUAGCUACAGGAAAGAGUAGUAAUUGCCCGCAGGCUGCUUCUUUGAAGACCGCUCCAAUCUCACAACCCUCCACAGCAGAAGAAAGUGAAGUGUUAACCAAUCACUUUACUCCAGAGCCACCAACUGCAGCUCUUGAACAAUCACCAUCUAUAUCAUCCCCUGGGUUACAGCUGCCUCCCAAAGUUCCACCACCAAAACUUCCAAAACCAAAGAUUUCUCCAACAACUGGCCCACCACUCAAUUCCUCAGAAACACCACUGGAAACAUCUGCCCCAACAGCAUCUUCCCUUUCAUCAGAUGCUCUGAGCUCCAGCACUCAAGCUGUCCUGCAAGCCAGAGUACGGGAAUAUAAACUGGCUGCCCUGCGUUCUAAGCAAGAAGGUGACAAUGAAAUGGCCACCAAAUAUUACCGCCUGGCAAAGAGUUUUGAGCCUAUUUUAGAAUCUCUUGAUAAAGGAGAAGCUGUAGAUCUCAGCAAUCUGCCGCCACCUCCAGAUCAGUUACCUAAGGAGAUGUUAUCUUCACGUGUACAGCAGACUCCGGUGGCAACAGCAGCACCACUUGCUCAAGCAGUAAAUCAUCCAGCCCAAGGAGUCUCAAGGACAGCAGAGAGGCCAGCCCCCCCUCGAGAUAUGAUGGAGGCCUUGCAGCAGAGGAUGGACAGAUACAAGGCAGCAGCAGCCCAGGCAAAGAGCAAAGGAGAGGACAGGAAGGCCAGAAUGCAUGAACGGAUUGUGAAGCAAUAUCAAGAGGCCAUCAGAGCUCAUAAAGCUGGGAAACCUGUGGAGUUUGCUGAUCUUCCUGUGCCACCAGGUUUCCCUCCCAUCCAAGGAAUGGAAUCUUUGCCAGGGGAUCAGAGUUUGGGAGGGAUCCUUGAAACAGCAAUGAAACUAGCAAACGAGGAUGAAGAUGCAGAAGAGACAAAAAAGCCUGACACCUCUCCAGCGUCAUCCAAGCUGGCCCCCUCAGUCCAGCCGAAACUGUCCCAUCAGCCAGGCCCACAAGCUGCCCUUGCAAAACCAGCCCCAACUGGUAAAAGUGCCCCAAAGAUGAUUGCAAAAGCUCAACAGCAGCUGACCUUCUUAGAAAACCGGAAGAAGCAAUUGAGACAGGCAGCUCUCCGAGCAAAGCAGCGGAAUGACAUUGAGGGGGCCAAGCUGUUCUUAUGUCAGGCCAAAGGGCUGGACCCCAUGAUUGAGGCAUCACAAAGUGGGCUUCCCGUCGACAUAAGUAAGGUGCCUUCGGCUCCUGUGAACAAGGAAGAAUUCAUGCUUGUGCAGCGCAGUGGAGCCAACAUUUCCCCAGCAACAGCUGCCCAGUACACUGAGCUUGUGAAGCUAAUGAGACAGCAGCAUGAGAUGUGCAUCAGUUACUCAAAGCAGUUCACCCACUUAGGAAACAUCACAGAAACUAUCAAAUUUGAGAAGAUGGCUGAAGACUGCAAAAAAAAUAUGGAGAUCUUAAAACAAGCACACACCAAAGGAUUUCCACUUCCAAAAUAUCAUUAUGAGCAGCGGACUUUCAGUAUGAUCAAGAUCUUUCCAGAAUUAAACAGCAAUGAUAUGAUUCUUUCAAUAGUGAAAGGAAUCAACCUCCCAGCUCCUCCAGGCAUAUCUCCUGAUGAUUUGGAUGCUUUUGUGCGUUUUGAGUUUCACUAUCCUAAUGCGGAGGAAGCUCAGAAAGACAAGACAAGCGUGAUUAAAAACUCCAACUGUCCUGAGUUCCAAGAGAAGUUCAAACUGUACAUUAAUCGGAGCCAUCGAGGAUUCAAGAGAGCCAUUCAGUCCAAAGGCAUCAAGUUUGAAGUUGUCCAUAAAGGGGGGCUGUUCAAAAAUGACCGUGUGGUGGGAACAGCUCAAUUGAAGUUGGAAGCACUGGAGACCAAGUGUGAGCUUCGGGAGAUUUUGGAACUUUUGGAUGGUCGACGACCCACAGGAGGCAGGUUAGAAGUGAUUGUCCGCCUCAGAGAACCAUUGACAUCUCAGCAGCUGGAGACCACAACGGAGAAGUGGCUGGUCAUUGAUCCUCUCACUGGGCCCCCAGCUGCCUUUCCCAAACCUAAGCCAGCAGUAGCUCCUGUGAAAGAUACAGGCACUAGCAAGCCGGCCUGUUCUCUGCAAAGCUUCAGCAUAUUAACUUUGGACAAGGAGAGGCUGGAGAAAAAGAUAGUGACAUACAAUCAAGCUGGUCAGCCUCCACCCAGUGACCUGGUAGAGCAGCAUCAAAGCAUCAUUCAGAAGAUCAACUGGCAAAAGUCCCAGCUACAGCAUGGAGGAGCUGCAAUCAUGAAAGAAUAUCUGACUCGAUUGGAGCAGUACCUCCAAUGGUACACAGAGGCAGCAAGGCGCCUUGGAAAUGACGGAAAACGGGAGGCAGCUAAGGAUGCUCUUUACAAGCGCAAUCUGGUGGAGAGGGAGGCAUAGGAAUGCUCAUUGCUGAGGUCUUCCCAGUCUAAGUGCUGCAGAAGUUUCGGAAAUGAAGCUAAGCCACUUAUCUAUCCAAGCAACAAUGCUUUCAACCAUGGUCUUUUCACUGUUACAGGUGAAGGGUAGUGGAAAGACCAAAAUGCAUAGGCUGUAUGCUGAUGGAUCAGUAAUGCCACAAGCUGAUUCUUGAUUAAUUGACUUUGCAGAAAAUUCUUCCUAGGCUUCACCAUAAAUACAUUAUAACCCCAAUGACCUGAAGAGACAAUCCACGUGACAGGUGCCUUAUAGCUACAUCCACCACUCCUUCCUUCCGUUUGCACUAAGCAUUUUGCACAUGCCACUUGAGCUCUGUUUUUUUUUUAACCUGAUCUAAUCUAACCCCUUCUCAGUGGUCAAGGAGACCCUUGUGUAUGAAGUCUUAUAUGCCCAGGCCUGUGGGAUUCCAGUUUUUAAAACUACCUUAUAUACCGGUUGAGAAAGAAGUCCCGUUCACAUGGUCUUUCUCCCCUGACCAGGGUAUUUAAUAGUUUUAGGUGUGUAAUGUAGAUAUCAAUUGCAAUGAUGGAAAGAUUCCAUCACAUCCCAAAUUAACUGAGUUGGCCUAGUUUGGAAUUUGGCACUUUCAGUGUGUUUAAUGAGUUUAUUCCAGAAGCCAUAUAGUCUGCAUUCAUUUCCUAGAUUUCCUUAUAGCUACAUCCAUCACUCUGCUCUCUUUUGCACCAGGCACUUUGAACACUCUUUGAUUUUCUGGCCCUUACUGGUGUAUUCUGACAACUGAAAAUUCACUUUUCUGACAACUGAAAAUUCACUUUUCUGACAACUGAAAAUUCACUUUUGACUCAUGUAAUCACUUCUCAGUGGUCAAAUAGAUCUAGUUGGGAUUCCUUGUGUGUGCAGUCUUAUAUGCCAGUUGAGGGUCCUGCAUAUGUGGUAUCCUUCUCUACUGAGAGCUAACUAGUCUGCUCCUUAAACAAUCUCUAAUAUGGAGAAGAACGUAGCCACAAGACUCAUACUUUUUGAUGGGUCUGGACCUGUAACAUACACUUUCUCGUUGUUUCUACCUUGUCUUGGAGGGACCAAGAGGCAAAGCAUCUAUGAGACUGCUAAAUGAGAUGGUUCCCUUCUUCAGUGUAUAGAGAGUAGCAGAGCAGUCUUUCUCCUAAGGAAGGAAUAACUUUUCAGUUCUGGUGUACAGUUUAUGGAAUUCAUUCAUGGUACUCUUACGAAGGUUAGAUUUUCUUCUCAUAAUAUAUGUAAUUGUACUAUUUCUGUUGAAUGGGAAAUGGUGUCUGAUAACCUCUACUUCCUGAUACAUUAUAGAGAGAGAUUGCGUCACUUAGCUCCCUCUUCCCCAUACAAAGACAAGAGAGAAGCUACUGAAACCUGUUGGGGUGUUUCUUUUUUCUUUCUUUUUUUUUUUUUUUUGUAUAAUCUAUUUUGACAGAUGGAAAUGUGAUCUUUCCUAGUUCUUUUUUCUGUAAGAUUUGAGUAUAAGAAAAUAACUCAGGAUUGUUGCUGCUACUCAGGAUGAAAUGAGGUGAUGAACUGUGGGUUGUAUCCAGGUGGUCUUCCCUGCCUCCGCCUACAUACCUUUUAAAACCAAAUUUUAGUUUAUUGUAAAGAUGACAAAAGGAGAACAAAUGUACUAUAUACCCUUUUCUUUCCUGACCCAUUUUCACAAUCUCAUUUUUAUAAAAGUGCCUGUCUCUGAAACUAUUGUUCAGCCAGAGGUUUUCAGAAUUAAUGUUAAAAGCAAAGGCUGCAAAUCUGUGUUAUGGCUUUAUUUUAUGUGUAGGAUGACAUAAAUAUAUAACAUUUUUAAAGGAGGGAGGGGAGAAACUUUGUUCAAAACAAAAAAUCUUUAAUGUACCAGUAAUAAAUUCUCCAAGCCUCCUUUUAA